AUACUAUAUAUGGUGACCAUUGCUUGCCCUUGGCCGCCAUCACGCAAGGAAAUCUUCCAGGUAUCCAUUGAAGCUCGCACUUCACUCAACGCCUCCGAGACGUGUCGAGGUAGUUGAUCAGUAAUACGGAUUCGAACCGGCGACCUGGAAAACACCUAAAUUGGCGCCUCGCUGUGGACAGCAUCAUCUCCUCAUCCCCACCUUCCAUGUCCAAAGUCCUGUAAUUUCUGGUGCUUGUUGUAUAGUUAUCACACGGGCGCAAGCUCUUAACCAACAGUCCUCCCCAUCGACGCCCAUCCGCUCCCCUCGUCCCAAUCCCCCACCAUGAGCUUCCGCGCGCCACGCAAGGGCGAAAACUACGAACUCAGCGUCGACCUCAACAGCGAGUACCGAGAGAAGCGCAAAGAUGCUAUCAAGAGGACUAUAGCGUCUAUGACCGUUGGCAAAGAUGUCAGCGGACUAUUCCCCGAUGUGCUCAAGAACAUGCAGACGGACGAUCUCGAGCAGAAGAAGCUCGUAUACCUAUACCUCAUGAACUACGCGAAAACGCAGCCCGAGCUUGUCAUCCUCGCCGUCAACACCUUCGUCAAGGACACGGAUGACCCGAACCCGCUCGUACGCGCCCUCGCGAUUCGGACCAUGGGCUGCUUGCGCGCGGAAAAGAUCAUCGACUACCUUUGUGACCCCCUUAACAAGUGCCUGCGCGACGAAAACCCAUACGUGCGCAAGACGGCCGCGCUGUGCGUCGCGAAGCUCUAUGAUCUCAAGCCCGAGCUGGUGCUGGAGAACGGCUUCCUGGAGCAAUUGCACGAGAUGAUCUCGGAUAGCAAUCCCAUGGUCGUCGCGAAUACGGUCGCCGCGCUCACCGAUAUCCACAUCGCGGCCACCUCCCAGCCGUCCACGUCAUCCUCCGAGGCCGCCCUCUUCCCCAUCACAUCCACGAUCCUGAACAAGAUGCUCAUCGCGCUCAACGAGUGCUCCGAGUGGGGUCGCAUCACCAUCCUCGGCGCGCUCUCGCGGUACGUGGCGCAGGACGAUAAGGAGAGCGAGCACAUUUGCGAGCGCGUCGUGCCGCAGUUCCAGCAUGCGAAUAGCAGCGUCGUGCUCGCCGCGGUCAAGGUCAUCAUGAUCCACAUGCGCAACGUGCGCCGGGAGGAGCUCCUCAAGCAGCUCGUGCGCAAGAUGGCGCCGCCACUAGUCACGCUGCUGUCGACGCCGCCCGAGGUGCAGUGGGUCGCGUUGCGGAAUGUGAACUUGCUGCUGCAGAAGCGGCCCGACAUCCUUUCGAACGAGAUGCGCGUAUUCUUCUGCAAGUACAACGACCCUCUGUACGUCAAGAUCGAGAAGCUCGACAUUAUGGUCCGGCUUGCGAACGAGAAGAACGUGGACGCGUUGCUGAGCGAGUUGAAGGAGUACGCCUCUGAGGUCGACGUCGACUUCGUACGAAAGAGUGUCAAGGCAAUCGGCCAAGCAGCCAUCAAGAUCGACACCGCAGCAGAGCGAUGCGUCAACGUCCUUCUCGACUUAAUCGCAACCAGGGUCAGCUACGUUGUGCAGGAAGCCGUCGUGGUUAUGAAAGACAUCUUCCGGAAGUAUCCGUCAACAUACGAGGGUGUCAUCCCAACACUCUGCGCUAACCUGGAUGAGCUCGAUGAGCCGGAAGCGAAGGCUUCGCUCAUCUGGAUCAUCGGCGAAUACGCGAGCAAGAUCGACAACGCGGACGAACUCCUUGGCAUAUUUGUGGACACCUUCACCGAAGAGUCCUACGCGGUGCAACUGCAAACAUUGACAGCUGUCGUCAAGCUCUUCCUCAUGAAGCCGGACUCAUCGCAGGCCAUUGUGCAGAAAGUGCUCAAUACGGCGACGAAGGACUGCGACUCGCCCGAUGUGCGCGAUCGUGCGUAUAUCUACUGGCGCUUGCUGUCUACGGAUCCUGGUGCUGCCAAGGCUGUCGUGCUUGCCGUCCGCCCGCCCAUCUCAAUACCACCUACCACUGUCUCCCCGGCUCUGCUUGAGGAGCUACUAGGCGAGAUUGGCAGCUUGGCGAGCGUGUAUCACAAGCCUGCGGAGACGUUCAUUGGCAGGGGACGCAUUGGCGCUGAGUCCCUCCAUCGCAAAGGAACAGAGAGCAUAUCUGACAGGGAAACCGUAUUCUCGGCACAAAAGGCGCUCCAAACGGUCGCUGCGGGUCAGCAGGCCGAGAAUCUCUUGGACUUCGACGAUGCGCCGAUGGCGGACGGCCAGCCCUCCGGGCUCGCAGCGACAGACGCGCUUUCGCAGACACCCGCUGCUGCCAACUUGCUGGCGGGUACAUCCGCCAACCCAUUGGACGACCUUGUCUCCAUCUUCGGGAGCGGUCCGGGUUCUGGGUUCGGUAGCGUGGCGCCAACGGUCAAUACUACCUUCGGCGCGGCCUCGCCACCCAAUGUGGGCUCGCCAGCGCCGCCGACGAACGCCUUCGGGGGUCUUGGGAUGCUCUCGCCGUCGACUAGCACGGUGACAUCGCCGACCGUGGGUGCCGGUGACGCGUUUGGGGGCCUGGGAGAUUUGACAGGGGCAGCAGCGCCGCCACAGCAGCAGAAACCACAGGCUGCUCAGGAUGACUUGUUAGGGCUUUUCUAGAGGAAUGUGCAUCGCUUCGCUUUCUGCCGGACGUUCUGUGCCCCUGGCUGCGGAUUCCUUUGAAGCCCUUCGGCGUCUGUGUCUUUCACUCAGGUGCGGUGCAGCGUGCGGACAGAGUAACCUCGGUACAAGGGGUAGUGCGUACUGUGGAGUCCAUGGUCACGGGCAUGGCUUUUGGUGUGGCUGAUCCUCUGACCAUCAUGUGUGGGUGCGCGCUUGGCGACUUGUUGGCAACCGCCGAAGCGGCGCGCCUGUUUCCUUUUAUGUGAGUUCGCUUUGUUGCCCCCG
Messenger RNA from Schizophyllum commune H4-8, 2910 nucleotides. Its product is annotated as Adaptor protein complex beta subunit. The coding region runs from base 325 to 2622 and encodes 765 amino acids. The record is from RefSeq and is a predicted model, not a curated record. Gene Ontology annotation, cellular component: membrane coat. The transcript has 9 exons. Gene Ontology annotation, molecular function: clathrin binding. Gene Ontology annotation, biological process: intracellular protein transport; vesicle-mediated transport. NCBI's taxonomy places the organism in Eukaryota, Fungi, Basidiomycota, Agaricomycetes, Agaricales, Schizophyllaceae.